Molecule: messenger RNA, 3498 nt
Organism: Cryptomeria japonica (Japanese cedar)
Lineage: Eukaryota; Viridiplantae; Streptophyta; Pinopsida; Cupressales; Cupressaceae
Product: putative leucine-rich repeat receptor-like serine/threonine-protein kinase At2g24130
Exons: 2
Coding region: 1086-3434 (782 amino acids)
Biological process (GO): protein phosphorylation
Molecular function (GO): protein binding; protein kinase activity; ATP binding
Source: RefSeq, a predicted model, not a curated record
CUGACCUUACAAGCAACAUGACCAGAUCGAUUUGCUCGUCUGACCACUCCUCAGCCAUGGAUCCUCAAACAUAGCUCGGUCCUUCUCACUAAUGUGAACGCUUUCGGUAUAAUAAACCAUUACUUAUUCCUCCAUCCCUUCUCUAUUCUAUUCUAGCUCUGUGUUUCCUGCCGCUCUGUCCAAAUCUGUUCUAGUUUGCUCUACCAUGGCUCCUUUUUUUUUCUUCCCUUUGAUACUUGCCAUCUUUUCAAUCUCUGCCCUUCCUCACUCUCUCAGUAAUCUUUCUCAUAAUGAACAAGAACAACAACAGUUGCUCUUGCGAAUCAAAGCUUCCAUUUCCAUCAACAACCACAGUUCAGUGCUAUUGCCGGACUGGACUCCCCUUCGCCCCUCUGCAAUUGGUCUGCCAUUACCUGCGACCCAUCUUCCCACUCUCUCAUCGCACUUAACUUAUCUCAAAUGAAUUUAGUCGGUACCAUUUCUCCUCUGCUCGGGAAUCUGUCCUCUCUUAAAUCUCUCGAUCUCUCGCACAAUGCUCUCACUGGUACCAUUCCACCUCAACUCGGCCAACUUCUCCAUCUGCAAUUGCUCAGGCUAAGCCACAAUCAAUUACAAGGAACUAUUCCACCUGCUAUUUCGGCUUGCCGCGAUUUGUAUUACCUGGCACUCCCCUAUAAUGGACUGCAUGGAAGCAUUCCGCCUGAAUUUGGUCUCCUCAAAAGUUUGAAGAAUCUUUACCUGGGAAUAAAUAAUCUCACCAGCAGCCUUCCUCCUUCUCUAGGAAAUUUGUCGGCCUUAGUUGAAUUGUCUUUGGAAGCCAAUGACAUCGCAGGUACCAUUCCUCUUGAAUUGGGCAUGAUUAGUCACCUGCAAGUCCUUCACCUUCAUCAAAAUAAGUUAUCAGGAACCAUUCCCAGCUCUCUAGGAAAUCUGUCUGCUUGAUUGAUUUAGAACUGGGGGAGAACCCCCUCCAAGGUCCCAUUUGUCCUGAAUUGGGUUUUCUCGCUCACCUUCAAAAUCUUGACCUUGUUGAAAAUAACUUAUCAGGCCCCAUUCCCCCCUCUCUAGGAAAUCUCUCCAGUUUGAUGGAAUUAGAUCUAUCUCAAAACCGGCUUAGUGGACAUAUUCCAUGGGAGAUCGGUACCAAGCUCGCCAAUUUGCAAUUCUUCGGUGCAUGGGGAAAUCAGCUUAAGGGAAACAUACCAAAUUCCAUUGGAAAUUGUUCCAAUCUUACAAUACUUUAUUUAGAUCACAACCAGUUAAGUGGAAUGGUGCCAGUGGAGCUGGGUAAGUUGAACCUAAUUACCUGGCUUUACCUAAGCCACAAUCAACUUGUAAGUACCACUAGUAGCACAUUGGCUUUUCUCACUGCUCUCACAAAUUGCUCCCACUUGGAAGAACUUGAUGUGUCAUUUAAUAAUCUUACAGGUGUUUUGCCUUUGUCCAUAGACCAACUGUCUUCCAAUCUCUCUUUGUUGCGUUUAUCAGACAACAUGAUAAGCGGAAGAAUACCUCAACAGAUUGCCAAUUUGACAAAUUUGGCCUUGUUAAAUUUAUCCAGGAACAUUUUCAGUGGUAAUAUUCCAUCUGGAAUUAAAGCAUUCCAUAAGUUGGAAAGAUUAUAUAUGGAUGGGAACAAAUUAGAAGGAAGCAUUCCAAAUGAGAUAGGUCGAAUGCAAAGUUUGGGACUCUUAUCUCUUAGUCACAACCACCUAUCUGGGAAAAUACCAGAUUCUCUUUGUAGCUCCGGGCAGCUAAGAUAUCUUUAUCUUCAGCACAACAACUUAUCAGGGGAAAUCCCUGUUAGUUUAGAGGGGUGUCAAAAGUUGGAGCUCCUUGAUUUCUCUUAUAACAAACUAGAGGGAAGGAUACCUCGGGAAGUCACUGCCAGCCUUAAAAACCUGCAAUUGUAUCUUAAUCUUUCAUGGAAUUCUCUGCAUGGGUCCCUGCCACAGGAGAUGAGUCAAAUUGUAAUGGCUCAAGCCAUAGAUAUAUCUGGAAAUCGAUUGACUGGGGUGAUUCCAAAUGCUCUAGGAAGCUGCACAGCAUUAGAGCAACUAAAUCUGUCUCACAACGCCUUUGAAGGUCCAAUACCAGAUUCACUUUCCAAAUUAAAAAAUCUGCAAGAAAUGGAUCUUUCUUUCAAUAAUUUGUCAGGUCAAAUUCCAAAAGGAGGGUUAUUUCCAAAUAGAACUUUUAUAAUAUUGUUUAUGGGUAACCUUGGCCUAUGUGGCCCCAAAAAUUAUUCAUUGCCUCCAUGCCCAAAUCAAACCCAGGAAAAACAAUCAGUGCUGAAAAAAAUAGUCUUAUCUGUUGUUGGAACCAUUGCAUUUAUAUUAUGCUCUUUCAUUAUAGGAAUGCUAUGGAGGCAAAAAAAUUCAAGACAACUAUUUCCUCCCUCGAACUUCAUUUUUCAAAGGCUCAGUUAUCCAAAAUUUUCCUAUCAAGAUCUUGUCAUUGCAACAUCUGGAUUUGAUGAAGCAAACUUGCUUGGAGUGGGUAACUUUGGAUCUGUCUACAAAGGCAUUUUGAGGGAUGGUAAGAUAGUUGCCAUCAAGAUUCUUAAUUUGCAUAAUGAAGAAGCUCAUAAGAGUUUUAACACAGAAUGCAAAGUGUUAGGGAGGAUUCGGCACCGUAACCUCAUCAGAGUCAUAAGUGCUUUUUUCUACCCUGCCUUGAAAGGUUUGGUUCUUCAAUUUGCAUCCAAGGGGAGCUUGGAAAAGUAUUUGCACCGUGAUAGAGAUGAUCCAGAAUUUUGUGAAUUGGGAUUGAGUGAGUGUUUGAGUAUUGCUAUAGAUGUGGCCCAUGGCAUGGAAUAUUUACACCAUGAUUGUCCUUUGCAACUUGUACACUGUGAUUUAAAACCUAGCAAUGUGCUCCUGGAUGCCAACAUGACUGCCCUUGUGACUGAUUUUGGUAUAUCCCGAUUAGCUAUUCAAAAUUCCACGGAUUCACUUACUACAACAACAUUUGCACUCAGAGGAUCUAUUGGCUAUAUUGCCCCAGAGUAUGGAUUGGGCGGUUGUGUUUCUACAAAGGGAGAUGUUUAUAGUUAUGGAAUCCUGAUAUUGGAGAUGAUUACAAGGAAGAGACCAAGUGAUGACAUGUUUGUGGGAGACAUUAACUUAACAAAGUGGGUGAGCUCAGCUUUCCCAAACAGACUAGCAGAUAUUGUUGAUAGUAGGUUGUUGAGGGAUGUGAAUGCAAACAUGGAAGAGAAUAGAAUUCUUCCUUCUUUCAUUCAUCUUGGUUUGCUUUGCACCAAUGAAUCACCAAGAGAACGACCCUCCAUGAGAGAUGUAACCAAAGCCAUGGAGAGCCUCAAGGCAUCUUUCACAGGGAAUGCAGUUGCUUCCAAUUUAACAUCUACCAUAUCAGACCUCCUACGGAAUACCAAUUUAUCGGUACCCGAUAGUCAAAGUUCUUCAUUUUAAAUGUUUGAGUUCCAUAAGUACUUUGAGUGCUUCAUGUUGGCUAUUUCAAGUUUAUCUUUUCUCA